AAAAUAAUUGUGUUUAACUUAAUUAAUUUUCUUAAAAAUAUUAUAUUUAUAAAAAAAUUUAAUUAUACAAAUUUUUUUUUAAUCAAAAAUAAUUCUUUGGAGAAAGGAAUAUAUAGAAAUAGAUUCUGCAUUAUAAAUAUAGAAGAUUUGAUAUGAAAAAAUAUCUUCCACAAUCCAGCAAUAAUCGAAACCCAGCUAGCGAUCAUCCUAAUAAUGAAGGAACAAUCAACACCAAAGUGAAAAGGCCUAAUAUUUUAGAUCAGUGUCCUACAUUAAACAUAUUCCAUAAAAACUGCAAAUCAUAUCAAUCUACCAACGAAAUUACAAAUAAUAUUAUGGAUUUAGAUACCGGUUCAAUCUGCGAUUCGAACUCAUCUCGAGAAGCUCAAUUUACCCAAAAUCAUUUUAAAACAACCAACCAAACAAAUAAUCCAAAAGAAUCCAUGAUUUAUGAAAAAAGAAUUUUGACUGAUUCGGAAUACGCUAGAAUCAAGUAUAGUAAAAAGAAUGAACUUUGCGAUGAUGAUAAAACUGAUAAUAGCGGCAAAUGCCAUAAUAUACUCAAGUUCUCGAUCAUAUUUGGAACUUUGUGUUUGGCCCUAGUAACGGCUUCUAUGAUAUUUAUCAGGCUCAACAAAAUAGCUGGAAAAAUGAUCAAAAUUAAUAAUGAGGAAGAUUACACAUUAACACCAGAAGGAAAUAUUAUAAACAACAAUUGGGCCAUGUUUGAUAGUUCUCAAGAAUCGCUAAAUUCAGAUUUAAAUCCUCUUGUAAUAGCAUCCACGCCACCAGUGGACUCCAUUUUCAACAUAGACGAUAGUGAUGAUAGUAAUUUUAAUGAAUAUAAUAAGAAUCAAACUACAAAAUUUUCCGAAACUAAAGUAGUAACUCGGCGAAUAGGAGGGUUUUAUAAGUUAGACGCCAUGAAAAAGCUGAUGCUAAAAGAAGAGGAGAUAUCUGAAAUGAUGAAAAUAUUAUCUGCUCUUCAGAAUAGAUAUGACAAACUAUCUAAGGAAAGAAUAGAUAAUCAACAGGGAAUUGAUGCCAUUAACUCUAAUCAACAAUUAGAAAAAUAUCAUGAGUUACUCAGUAACUCUUCUACAGCAAACAGUAUAGGAUUAAUGCAAGUCCCAGAUGAGAAUCUCCCAAAUGUAUUUCAAUACUACAAAGCGAAUUAUCAAAAUAAAAAUAAACGAAUAAAUGAUAAUAAUAAUGACAAUAAUAUGACUUCUCAGGAUGAAAAAAUUAAGAAAUUGGUCAAACGAACAAAAAGACAACUAUACAAUGAUUUUGGCUCGUUCCGGGAUGAAAUCAAAGGCGUAAGAGAUGGAGGUAGACAGGGGCCCUUCCCUCGUUCUGGUGGAACGGGACAAUCUGAUAAUGGCUUUGGCGAAGUACCUAGAAACGAUAAUGGCGAUGUUGUUUCUUUGGGAGGCGAUUCAGAUGAAACAUGCCCAUGUAGGCCUGCCCCCUCAGGUCCACCAGGGGACUCCGGAAAAGAAGGAACGCCUGGCGAACAAGGCCAACGCGGGCCUCCCGGAAAGCCCGGAGAAGUAGGGCAAGUCGGUCUAGAUGGUAUUCCAGGGAAACCUGGACCUAGGGGCCCACCAGGACCUUCGGGAAAACCGGGCACCUCUAGUGGAAGACCUGGAAAAGAUGGGCCACCAGGACUGCAAGGAAAAGAUGGUUUCCCAGGGAGAGAUGGGCAGCCGGGUAGAAACGGCAAUAAGGGAAAAGCAGGUCAACCUGGAAUAGCAGGAAGAGAUGGAGAACCUGGAGAAGAUGGCCUACCAGGAAAAGAUGGUCAAGAUGGCAAACCAGGAUUAAAUGGAUCACCGGGACCUAUGGGACCUCCAGGUAAUCCUGGAUUUAGGGGUAGAGACGGUUCUCCAGGUUCUCCCGGCCGCGUGGGCAACGAUGGCAGAGAUGGUUCUCCAGGCUCUCCAGGUAAGGAUGGGCAACCUGGGUUAGACGGGCCACCGGGACCCACGGGGGAACCGGGACCAGAUGGAAAAAAUGGAAAUCCAGGUGGAGCAGGGAAUGAUGGCCAGCCAGGGAGAGAUGGACAACCAGGCCGGGAUGGGUCGCCGGGAAGAUUAGGACCUCCUGGAAUUCCGGGUGUUCCAGGUAAAGAUGGAAAUUCCGGUUCUGAUGGCAUUCCAGGAGAGCCAGGCACCGAUGGAAUACCGGGUUCAUCAGGGAUAGACGGAUCCCCUGGAAAUGAUGGAAUACCCGGUCCAGCCGGUCCCCCUGGAAAAGAUGGAUUAGAUGGUGAAAAUGGUUUAGACGGAAAUCCAGGAAAAGAUGGAGAUGAUGGCUUAGGUGGAAAAGAUGGACAGCCGGGAAGUCCGGGAGACUUAGGAGAUCAAGGAAACCCCGGAAAAGAUGGUAUAGAUGGCAGACCUGGAAACUCAGGAAUAGAUAAAACAGAUGGGCAUUAUGGAAUACCGGGGAAAGAUGGUCAGCCAGGGCCACCUGGUCCACCUGGACCGGAAGGUGAAAAGGGGCCUGAAGGAAGGCCAGGUAGGCCAGGUGGAAAUGGAAAAGAUGGUCCAGCUGGCCCUAAAGGAGAAAGGGGAGACCAAGGAAUACCCGGUUACCCAGGCAGAAGGGGUCGGGCGGGAAAAAACGGGGGAAUAGGAAGCAGAGGUGUUAGGGGAACUCCGGGUGAUGUGGGCUUUCCCGGUAACAUGGGUUCCCAAGGGGAAAGAGGUCCUGAUGGGGAAGCCGGACCUGCUGGUGAACCUGGACCUGUAGGUGAGCAAGGCCAUCCUGGCCCACCUGGAACAGGAGGAAGUCUAGGAGAACCAGCCACCUGCGGGCAGUGCUCUGCCCCUCAAAUUGAUGAGUUGGAAGAUAUAGGAGGUACGUCGUACGUUAGGUGGGGAUCCAGUACAUGUCCACCCAGGGCUAGUAUACUUUAUUCAGGAUAUGUAGCCGGUGGUCACUAUUUGUUCCCUGGUAGUGGAGCCAAUUAUCUAUGUCUGCCCAUCACUCCCCAAUUCGACAAAAUAAUUCAAGGCGUUCAAUCGAUGUCUUUUAUAUAUGGAGCUGAAUAUAGAGUCUAUCCGAUGGCUAACCCCUUUGUCACUAAAGGUAUCAAACAAAAACCGGCCGUUUGUGCUAUGUGUUAUCUACCUAAGGUGGCAGUUUCAGUCAUGAUCCCAGCUAAAAUAAAUUGCCCGCCACAAUGGGAUGUCGAAUAUUCUGGGUUUAUAAUGUCCUUGAACAAUCAGUUUGCUCGUUCUGAAUACAUUUGUGUGGAUAGUGAUGGCGAAAUAUCUCAUCACAAUCGAGGUAAGGAAAAGACAAUCAAAGGAGAUGGUUCAGCUCUUUACGUAGUGCAAUCUAUUUGCAGUAAUGGAAUUUUGAAUUGCGACAAUUAUCCAGCCGAUAAAGUAAUCAAUUGCGUUGUUUGUUCGCGUUAAACGUGUUUCGGUAGGGGAAAAGAACGAAGAUAAAUAGGAUGAAGAAAAAGGGAAAAGUUAGAUAAACGAUAUAUUUAAAGCAUUUUUUCAAAUUUCAACGCUUUUAUAAUAAUUAUACUAUUACUUUUACUUUUAUUUUUAUUCUUUCUCUUUAGAAAAAUAUUAGAUUAAUUUUAAAAAAUAUAUACUUACUAUAAUUAAUUAUAUAUAAAAAUUAAUGAUUUUGUCCCUUUUUUAUAUUUAUUUACGUGAAAUUUGUAUCUUAUUUUUCAUAAACCAAUAUUUCCUAAUAACAUUUAAAUUUUUAUUAUUUUCUUAUUUUCAUAAUUUAAUCAUUUUUUUUUAAAUCCUAGAGCUGCAACCUAACUUUUUUA
Gordionus sp. m RMFG-2023 is the source of this 3802-nucleotide messenger RNA. Its product is annotated as collagen alpha-1(IV) chain-like. The transcript has 16 exons. The record is from RefSeq and is a predicted model, not a curated record. Lineage: Eukaryota; Metazoa; Nematomorpha; Gordioida; Chordodea; Parachordodidae. The coding region runs from base 153 to 3428 and encodes 1091 amino acids. Gene Ontology annotation, cellular component: extracellular matrix.